This is a messenger RNA of Saccharomyces mikatae IFO 1815, 237 nucleotides long. It is a transcript of the gene HTL1, whose product is annotated as Htl1p. NCBI's taxonomy places the organism in Eukaryota, Fungi, Ascomycota, Saccharomycetes, Saccharomycetales, Saccharomycetaceae. The transcript has a single exon. The record is from RefSeq and is a predicted model, not a curated record. Bases 1 to 237 code for a protein of 78 amino acids.
AUGUCACAGAACAAUCCAGUUGGCCAGAUGAAUCCUGAAAGAACUUACAACAACGUUACAUUGAAAAAUUUGACGGCAUUUCAGUUAUUAUCCCAGAGAGAAAAUAUAUGCGAGUUAUUGAACUUGGUUGAAAGCACAGAAAGGCAUGAUAGUAUUAUUAAUCCAGAAAGGCAAAGGAACAGUUUGGAAGAAAUGAAAAAAAUGCUUGAUUUAAUACGAAAUGAAAAACAAAACUAA